CGCUGUCCUGGGUGCGCCUCGGGCCGCUGCGCUCCUGGCCAGCUCCCCCCAGCGCCUGGGAGGCGACCCCCGGUGUGCCCGGGUUCAAAGGCUCCGCAAGGCAGCUCCAGCCCCUCUGGGGGGCGGGGAGGCGACGAGGGUGCUGCAGGAGGCAGAAAAGCCCGAGCCCACAGCCGGCCAGCUCCGCGCAGGGAUGGGCAGCUCGCUUUGAAAGUUUGUGACCGCGGCAGCCAACUCCUGGCGGGAGCUGGAGACGCAGCGAGUGAGCGGCCAGCCUCGAACCCCCGCCGCUGGAGGGCGAGGCCAGCUGUGCCUGGCCCCAGUGCCCUUUCGCGGCCAGAAGCGGCCGUCCUUCUGGCACGGUGCUCCGGCGCCUGAUCUGGGUUCAUGGAGCCGGGGCUGUGGCUCCUUUUCGGGCUCACCGUGACCUCCGCCGCAGGAUUGGUGCCCUGCUCCCAGUCUGGGGAUGCUGGCAGGCGCGGAGUGUCCCAGGCCCCCACUGCAGCCAGAUCUGAGGGGGACUGUGAGGAGACUGGGGCUGGCCCUGUCGAGGGGACUGUGGCCCCCACAGCUCUGCAGGGUCCAAGUCCUGGAAGCCCUGGGCAGGAGCAGGCUGCCAAGGGGACCCCUGAGCACCACCGAUCCAGGCGCUGCACGUGCUUCACCUACAAGGACAAGGAGUGUGUCUACUAUUGCCAUUUGGACAUCAUUUGGAUCAACACACCCGAACGGACUGUGCCCUAUGGACUGUCCAACCACAGAGGACGCUUCCGGCGGGGCAAGAGGUCUGCGGGGCUGCCUCCGGGGAGCCUGCCGCUCUCACAGCGGCCGCACCUGCGCUGCGCUUGUGCGGGGAAAUACGACAAGGCCUGCCUGCAGUUUUGCACCCAAACUCUGGACGUCAGCAGUAAUUCAAGAACAGGAAAAACAGACAAAGAAGAGGAAGGGAAGGUUGAAGUCAAGGACAGACAAAGCAAGCAGGCUUUAGACCUCCACCAUCCAAAGCUCGUGCCCAGCAGUGGACUCGCCCUCGCUCUGCCUACCUGCCCCUGCUGCCUCUUUCAGCACGGAGCCCCUUAGGAGGACAGGCCUGCAGCAUCCUGGUCUCAGGAGGCUUCUCUCAUAGCUUGCACACAGUUCAGAUUCCCACCUCUUUGUGGACAAGAAGUGAAUUCGCCUGGGGCAGGAAACCCACCCAAAGAGUCGCCACUUAACAAUACCCCCCUACUACAAGAAUGCCCAAAUCCAAAUGACCCCAGUUUUCCUAAUGGGUAAAAUGAUCCCAGAUGUGCUCCAGACCAUGACGCCCGCGGCUCUGGUUUCGUGCAGGAAAUUGUGUUUGAGAGGUUUGGCAAGUUGGAAAGCCACUUACUGGCUUUUGACAUGACUUCUCUGGCAGAAUAAGUGGCCUCCAAAGCUAACUCUCUGCAAAUGUAAACAUAUGUCCAUCUUGUAACAAAUGCGAAAUGCCCAUGCAGCAGGAGCGUGUGACUUUCAUAUCCUGAAAGUCAGACCUAGAAUAGGCCGCAUGGCGUACGUCAGUGAAGGCCACGAGGCGUCGGCUUUAGACACGGAUCAUAGCUGUACAGGAGUUUAUGAAUUUGAAGCUUAUGGGAUUUAGGCAGAGAAAUUUUCAGCUGUGCUUGAUACCCACCAAAAGAAUGUAUCUCGAAAGAAGGAAAAAGAAGAAAAACGGAACCUUGAUGUUUGUGACAAGAAAAGGAGACAGUAUCUGCAGUAUGGAGCCUGUUCCUGUUCAGUGACUGGCCCUCUGUGUUCUUUAUAGACACCAGGCGGAUACACAACGGAGUUCCCAGGCCUUGUUUGCAGGAAGCCGACUGUAAAGACAAGCCCCCCAGCUCAAGGCUAUUAGGUUGAAUAUUUGCUUUCAUGAAUAAAUGUGGAUCUUUGGGGAAUGGCUUCAAAAUAAGCCAUGAACACAAAUUCUUUGUAAAUUACGUAAAUUCCUAUUUAUCUACAUAAUUGGCAACAACUGGGAAUUGUAUCGCCUGACAGUUCAAAAUCUCUUUCAGCUGCACUCUUCCCGCCAAGCUGAGCUUACCGUGAGUGUGGAAAUGUGACUCUGCCACGUGACCCUGCCUGCGCAGGGGAGAGGCCGCCCAUCUCCCCACCCAGCUGCAGAGAUAAGAACCAGCAUUUGAGUGGGUGUCCAGGGCCCCUAUGGAGACAUUUAAGAUGGUGUAUGACAGAGCAUUGGCCUUGACCAAAUGUCAAGUUCUCUAUGUGUAUUUCAUAAGUUAUUACAGGUAUAAAAAUGAUGACCUAUCAUGAGGAAAUGAAAGUCGCUGAUUUGCUGGUAGGAUUUUGUACAGUUUAGAGAAGCAAUUAUUUAUUGUGAAACUCUUCUCCAACUCCUUCCUGUGGAUCUGUUCAAAGUAGUCACUGUAUAUACGUAUAGACAGGUAGAUAGGUAGGUAGGUUUUAAAUUGCGUUCUGAAUCCAAACUCAUAUUCCUUAGAGCUUAAAUUACAUUUUUAAAAUGCAUAUGCGCUGUUUGGCACUGUGGCAAGAUGGCAUCUCAGAGAAACCCAUUCAUUGCUUGAACACUCAGAAAAUACUGUCAAAAGCAUAAUAAAAAAAAUCUAAAAGUUUGCUCUGA
This is a messenger RNA of Saimiri boliviensis boliviensis (Bolivian squirrel monkey), 2620 nucleotides long. The record is from RefSeq and is a predicted model, not a curated record. NCBI's taxonomy places the organism in Eukaryota, Metazoa, Chordata, Mammalia, Primates, Cebidae.